Molecule: messenger RNA, 1551 nt
Organism: Hipposideros armiger (great roundleaf bat)
Lineage: Eukaryota; Metazoa; Chordata; Mammalia; Chiroptera; Hipposideridae
Gene: TOMM6
Product: translocase of outer mitochondrial membrane 6
Exons: 3
Coding region: 100-324 (74 amino acids)
Cellular component (GO): mitochondrial outer membrane translocase complex; mitochondrion
Source: RefSeq, a predicted model, not a curated record
UGCCCAGAGCCCGCGGAAGUGCGGAACCGGAAGUCGCGUCAUUGGUCAGCGCCGACACGGUGCUUCUUCGGCGGCCUUGCGGAGCGCGAAGGUGCUGCUAUGGCUUCCAGUGGGGUCGGCGUGAACCCUGGCGGCUCGGCAAAUGAAGCUCCCGAAAUUCCAGACAACGUGGGAGAUUGGCUUCGGGGCGUCUACCGCUUCGCCACCGAUAGGAAUGACUUUCGGAGGAACUUGAUCCUCAAUUUGGGACUUUUCGCUGCCGGAGUUUGGCUGGCCAGGAAUUUGAGUGACAUUGACCUAAUGGCACCUCAGCCAGGGGUGUAGCCAAAUAGACACAUGGAACCCGUGCUGUACUUGAACCUUCCAAAAACAGAGCCUCCAAUCUGUGACCAUCACAAGACUUGCCCUGAUGGCAGCUGAAGUUUGAUUCAGAGGGGCACCUUCCCUUCCCUGCCUGAUUUCCUUUUCUUCACUGAGUCCACUCCAUUCUCUGGUCAGCAGUCAGGCUUCAGCUAAAUUGUUUUCCGCCAUUCCGUAAAGUUCUGUACAUAGUUCCCAAGUUUCUGCAGGGGGUGAUCUUUGCUCUUGUUUUGAGGAAUAACCUAAUAGUAUUUUACCAAUUAUUUGAAAUAAAGACUGCACACAAAGACAGCCAAUUUUUUUAUUAUUCUUUUAAUAAGAAACUUCAGCUUACAAAAACAAGGUGUAAAAAGUUGAUUUACAAAAAUCAUAAAAACAUGAUUUAUAUUUCACACUCAAGAGACAGGAACAAGCCCCAAAUGUGGGUUGUAACAGAGGUGGUUUGCUUCAUAUUGAAAGAAAAAAGAAUGGGAACUGUAGCCACCGUACAUUGAUGUUAUCAUAGGAUGAAGCUUAUUCUUGAGGAAUUUCCAUUUUUGAGCAGUACUAGGGGAAGAAGCCAUUUGGUGUUGCAUAGCAUGUUAGUGCACCAGGUGGGUUUUUCAGGCACCAGGGCGUCAUUGUCGCUGGACUAGAGUGGGAUUUGUUGGCAGAAAGAGGGCAGUGAUAUGCAGGUGGAGGCAAUGUGUUAAGUAAACCUGGGCAAUGGGCAUUAAAGUGAGCAGCUGCCUGAGAAAACUGCUUCCUUCACAAGGAAAUAGAUGUCCUGUGACCCUGAAAUUCAUGGUCGUGCCACUGUCUAGGAGUUUGGGUUCUUUGGAAAUGGAAUAUGUAAGGAACUGGCAUGGAAAGCCUUGUGGGCUUAGACACACAUGGAGAUGGAGACACGUUACCCUUGGCAACUUUUCCAGUUGAUUUACUCUGCUAGGCAUUUUUUAAAAUACUGCUUUUUCGUGCCAAGUCUCUUAUGGAACUGGUAUAGGAUUAAGGGACAUGCAUUAGAAAGGAGGGUCAGUAUAAAUGUACCAUAGUGGCCUAAUUGAUGCAGUUGACAGAUGUUGUCUCUAGUAACCUGUUCACUAAAGGUAAAUAGGACAAAAUAGCACCUCGUGACCCUGCCGGCAUAAAUCUCGUUAAGAAUGCUGUUUGAGAAUUAGAUUAGUUAUGUAUUUUUCUUUUCUUUUUUUUUUU